Molecule: messenger RNA, 810 nt
Organism: Ostreobium quekettii
Lineage: Eukaryota; Viridiplantae; Chlorophyta; Ulvophyceae; Bryopsidales; Ostreobiaceae
Source: the annotation of a GenBank genome assembly
AUGGCUGAAGACCAAUGCUAUUUGCUUCGAGGAGUUGCUUCGUAUGUGGCCCAAGUCUGUCUUCUUGUGUUUGUGCUCCUGAGCCUUGCAUAUAAAAGGCACUGUGAGAGUCCAAAGAGACCUGUGAAGGUGUGGGCAUUGGACGUUGGGAAACAGGCUGUCUCCGCUGGGUUUAGUCAUCUCUGCAACAUGGCCAUUGCAAAAUAUGUGGCCAAGUCAGCAUCUCCCUGUGCCUGGUACUUCUUGGUUUUCACAAUAGACACAACACUGGGUGUCUCUCUUGCGGUGCUAAUACACCGAUUGUUUAUCCAUGGUGCAAAACGCCUCCAGCGCCGACAUCGAUUUCAACACCUCAGCGACUCUGACAAUUCUGUAGGGGCGUUUGAACACUGGUGGGAUUCCAUAGCGAAAUGUGGCAAUUAUGGCGAUCCCCCAUCCUUGAUAACUUGGAGUUGGCAAAUGGCAGAGUGGACACUGGCCACAAUCAUUGCCAGGGCAUUCUGUGCUUGGUUGAUUGUGGUUACCAGGGGUGGGGGAUCGCAGGUAGCCCGGUUGCUGGACCAUGCUUUUGAGGGGCAUCCUGACUGGGAGCUCUUCUUCGUCAUGGUGAUGUGCCCCAUUGGCAUGAACCUGGCACAAGCAUGGAUUCAAGAUGCCGUGCUGAAACGGAGAAAGGAGGUGGCCCAGAAUUCUCAAAUUGAGCUCGAUGGUAUGAAGCUGUUGGACAGGAACUGGGGCAAGGGCCAGACCUCAAUGGGGAGCCAAAGUGAUGGGUCUUCAUUGCAAUGGAAAUACAGGCCACUAGAGUGA